Nomia melanderi (Alkali bee) is the source of this 294-nucleotide messenger RNA. The record is from RefSeq and is a predicted model, not a curated record. Lineage: Eukaryota; Metazoa; Arthropoda; Insecta; Hymenoptera; Halictidae.
GUUUCCCACACCGUGCCCAUCUACGAAGGUUACGCCCUUCCCCAUGCCAUCCUCCGUCUGGACUUGGCCGGUCGCGACUUGACCGACUACCUCAUGAAGAUCCUCACCGAGAGAGGCUACAGCUUCACCACCACGGCUGAGCGUGAGAUCGUCCGCGACAUCAAGGAGAAACUUUGCUAUGUCGCCCUGGACUUCGAACAGGAAAUGGCCACCGCCGCGGCCAGCACCUCUCUCGAGAAGAGCUACGAGUUGCCUGACGGACAGGUGAUCACCAUUGGUAACGAGAGGUUCCGU